Molecule: messenger RNA, 3147 nt
Organism: Colossoma macropomum (tambaqui)
Lineage: Eukaryota; Metazoa; Chordata; Actinopteri; Characiformes; Serrasalmidae
Product: centrosomal protein of 95 kDa-like
Exons: 21
Coding region: 171-2780 (869 amino acids)
Cellular component (GO): centrosome; spindle pole
Source: RefSeq, a predicted model, not a curated record
GUGGGCAGCGGCAGUUGGUGAACGUUGCUGGACGCGGCUCCGGGUAUUCUGUGUUAAAAAUGCCGCUGUGUUUGGUUUAAUCCGGAGUCAACAACGGAUAGCUGUUUCAUUUGAUUCUUAGAAGACACUUUUAAACUCAGUCACCGAUCAGGAAGGGCUCAAUCCCCGGAAUGGGAACGGAGGAGCGAGAUUGGGUAGAUGUGGCCAAUGAUCUCCUUUGUAAGUGUCAUAUUAACUUGAGGCUGCAGAGGCUCACAGACUGCGAUGCGAAUGUUUUUGUGGCGUUGUAUGAGGCCAUCUUAGGGGAGAAGGUACCAGAUUACAUAGCUGUCCCAAAGAGCCAGGAGGAUGAUAUCCACAAUGUACAAUCAGUGAUUGAUUCACUGGCCUUGGACUAUCUCCAGAUUAGUUUAUCUCACAUCACAGGGGAGAACAUCGUGAGAGGGGAUAAGGAUUCCAUCCAAAACCUUCUUGAGAUCUUUGAUGGCCUGCUGGAGUAUCUCACCGAGCAGCUCAGUGACGAGGAGGAGCUUCAGAAUGGAGAAGUCAAUGGUACAGCCCACCUUGCUGAAACGUGUGUGUUGGAUAAAGAGGAGAGGAUGUCCCAGACCUCCAGUGUACACUCAGCCGUCCAGUCCAGCAAACAUUCCCUCCAUUCCUGGAACGGAGCAGAAUCCGAGUCCACGGCCGAGCUGAUCCGACUGGGUGAUUCUGCCCGUACAUUCACCAUGAAGCAUGAAGUACGUUCCCACACCCUGCCCUCAGGGGUGACAGCUGAAAAAGCUGCCCCUCAGCCAGGUGACCACGGUUCAGCAGUUCAGGCCACUCUGCUGCGGGAGCCGCUCCGCUCAGCCAUUGCCCUGCAGCCACCCAGCCAGACCACCCCUCAGCGGCCAGACAGGCCAGCACCCCCACCCUCUGACCGCCUCACGUCCCCUACAGACCAGAACGGUACAAUUAGACAGAAUGGUGUUUCUCCCACGGUACAAUCUGAUGUUCAGAUAAAUGGGACGCUGCACCGUUCACUGUCCAGUGCUUCCCCAGACAGUGCGCUGUCUGUGCCCAGUCUGAGAGAACCGCACUCGGGGGCUCCCAAAGGACAAAUGGAGGUUGGCGCUGAAGCAGCGCGUAGGGUUCUAUUCCGAACUCAGCCAGACAUCCUGCUGCUGACUCUCUCCGACGAACAGAGUCAGAGCCACAGAGAGGAUGUGCACAGAAGCGGCCCGGAAGAGGAGGAGGAGGAGGAGGAGAGUGAGGAAGAGCGGCCGCUCAGCUCAGGCUCGUCAUCUGGGAGACGGAGGAGCUCCAGAGGCCGGAGGUGGAGAGCAGGGCUGGCUGAGGAGGGCACAGAUGAGCCGUUGUCCAGGCGCAGUCAGAGAAACAGGCAGACUGAGCAGGAGCUGCAGGAAAUGUCCGAGAAACUUUCCCGCCGUCUGGAGGAGCUCGACCUGAUGCUGAAGAGAGCUCUGGGAGAGACGGGGGAGGAGCCUAAACCCCAGGAGGAGGACAAACGCUCCCAUCACAGCGACAGCGUCAUGGAGUGCAGACGUGCCCCCAGACCUACAGAUCCAGCAAGUAUGGACAGACCUCGCCCCCGCUCCCUUUCCCCCUCCCCUCCACCCGCACGCCGUUCCCUCCGGAGCCAACUAGAGGGCACUCUACUCGCAGACUCACAGACACACAUGGCCCGAAUCAAACAUGGGGUGCUUCGGGACCACCAGGAUAAGCACAGGAAAAGUCAGAUGGUGGCAGAAGCAUAUAAGGCGGAGCUGAAAAAUUUGGAUGAGCGUCAGAGAACAGAACUGGCAAAAGAGAGGCUUCGAGCACAGGAGGCUGAGCGUGAGUACAGGGAGGCCAUCCGUAGAGAAGUUGUAAAGUCAUCUCAGACCUCCAGAUCUAAAUCGUCGCUCUCAAACAGGACGUCCCGCACCAGACCUCCAUCGUCCGGCCGACGGCAGACACAACCCCGCAGAACGGCGCCCUUACGGGUGAAGGAGAAUGACUUGUUACCGGCUCUGCUGGAGGAAUACCCGCCUCUGCCCUUCUCUUCUCACACAGUGUCAUCCAUGUGGAAACAGCAGCUGCGACAGGUCGACCAGCUUAGUGCUCUGGACAACCAUCGCAGACACGCACGCUCCACCAAACUCACCAACCAGAUGGAGGAAGCUCAGAGGAGACAUGACCUGCUCAUGGAGAUCAUCCGCAAAGAGCAGGAGCACAACCGCCGCCUGAAGGAUUUCAGGGACAGAAUCCAGCAGCAGAAGUCUACGCAGAAUAAGCUGCGUGAACAGAGGCAGCAGGUGGCCCGCGCCCGCAAAUACCACAAUGACUACCAUGUUCAGCUCCGUGCUCGGCUGCUCAGGGCCCGCACACGCGAGGAGAAAAUGUUCCGGCAGGUAUUUGAGGAGGGUCUGGAGCUGCAGAAGGCCCGUCUGAGGGAGCAGCGUGCGUACGCUAAAGAACAGCGGCUGGAGCACCAACGUAAACACAGAGAUGAGAUCGAAGCCAUGGAGAACUAUUACAGGGACCAGUUUUCAAUGCUAGCUGAAAGACUCGCUCUGGAACGGCAGGAGAUACAGGUCCGAAAGAAGGCCCAGGAGAAGGCUCUGCAGAAGAUGAAGCGGGAGCUGAGGACCAGGAUGGAGCGAGAGAUCAGCGAGCUGCAGAAGAUCAUUGUCCAGAACGAUGAGGAAGACUACUUCCGGGAUCUGGAGGUGGAGCGGCUGCGUAAACGUGUGCAGAUGGCCUCGUUCCAGUACAGCUCUGGCUGUACACACUGACUCCAGACCAGCAGGAACUCAUCAACCAGGGCUACUGUGGGACCACCCUCAACCCACCCUCCCACUUAACUUAGUGAUGAUUCAUCCCAAAGUCAAAUUAACACAAUCUACCCCAUAUUCUUUAUGUAGUCAGGCAACCAAGACGUGUUGGUCUGAAGUUUGCUUCUUUAGUCUUGCGCUGGCUCUACAAAGCUAACGUCGCUAAACCAGUAAUAGAAGCUUAAAGGACGGAUUAGUAUUGUGUAAAUUGCAAUCCCUUCUUUCAGUGUUCUUAGUAAAGAAAAUACUCAAAGAACCUUUUGCAUGAUUAAUGGGUUCUUUGCAUUGUUAAAUGGCUCUUCAAAUUGAUGAAGAAUGUGUUGCAGAU